CUGGAAGGAGCCGUGGGCAGCGCCUUCUGGGAGGAGCCGGGCUGGAGAGUUCUGGAAGGAGCCGUGGGCAGCGUUCUCUGGAAGGAGCCGCGGGGAGCGGGCGGCAGCGCGGCGUGUGGAGCCUUCGAGUACCAGACGAGUAAGUGAUAAGGGAGACACAGGAGGUAGACAUGGAAGUUGAGGUAUUAAAGGUUGAAGAUCCAAGUUGCUUUUGGAUUGCUAUAAAAGAAUGUGUGCCCGGCGUAGUCAGUGAAUCUGUAUAUGAAAACCUGCAUGCUGAAAUGAAACAGUUCUAUGACAGCUCUAAAAAGGCAGAUGACUUAAAACAAGAGGAGAUAGAAAAAGGCCAGGUUUAUGUGGUUUUCAGUGAGGAGCUCAAGUGCUGGUGUAGGGCACUGGUUCAGUCAAUCUGGCGCCAGGUAGACGGUUACCAGCUGGGAUGUUUCCUUGUGGAUUAUGCCAAGUACUGUUCUCUCCCAUCAAAGAACGUUCGAGUUUUAGCAGGAGCAUUUGCAAAGAUCCCAUACAGAGCAAAGAAGUGUCGGCUGCACUGCACAAAGCCAUUGACACUGUAUAUUGACUACUGUAAAGACACUGCCAAAAUAGGACCAGCCAAAAGAUGGGAUACUGCUGCUAUCCAUCAUUUUCGAAAACUUCUUGAAGAGGCUACCGAGGCUAAAGCCACAAUACAGGCGGUAGAAGAUGAAGUGUUAGACGUGUCUCUUUUUGUGACUGUAAGAGAUGAAAAGAUCUGUGUUAAUGAUGAUCUGGUUGCAAAGUACUUUGCACAUUACAAGGAAGCUGAAGGGCCUUCAGGGAGUUCUUCAGAUGAUUCUGACAAGGAAGUGUCGUUAAGUGCUGAGUGUGUUCCAGUGGAGUUUGUCGGUCCUACGUUUCUUGCCAGGCCAAAGCUGCCCUUCGGAGGGGAGAUGUCGCCACAUCCUGGGCCAGGUCUUGCUGGUUGUAAUUCUGCUCCUGAGAAGACGUCCCAAAGGUCACACACCGUUCUAAAUGACAAUACUGUGCCUGUGGUCAGCAUGGUGCCAGGUUUGCCUUCCAAGGAAGAUAAAGCAGUUCAAACAGAGAGGCUUCUGAAGUUCUUAAGUUCCAAUUCCUGCCAGACACACACAGUUGAAGGUGACCAGCAGAGUUUUCAAAAUGUUGAGAAAGAAAAAAACUUUGUGUUCCUGAGCAAGAAAAUUGAACCAUCAUCAGUUUUGGAAACAGCGCCACUUUUUGAUGGUCUGAAAAAGGAACUUGCUUGGAACAAGUUUUCAGGCCCUACCUUCACUGAGUCCUACUGUUGGCCACCAGUAGCUUGGGGAUGUGAUGUUGUUGCCAUCUCUCAUCAGGGAAAUGAUCCCUUAUUAUAUAUUCCACCAGUUCUUACACUUUUGCAGUUGGAAAGUGUCUACCAAGCCUUGCCAAGCAUGAGUGGACCACUAGCACUGAUUUUGUGUCCUGGAUGGAAAAAGGCGCACCUUGCUUAUGACCUGCUGAGAACAUACAGGAAAGGCUGCAGACGCCUUCGUCUAACGCUUGUAAUCCUUGGGCUGAGCAAGGAAGCAAACAGCCAAGUGGAAAUCGGAGGCUUGGUUCAGGUGGUAGAGACUCCAGCAAACAAUGAAGAAAAUAAGGUCACAAUUAAAUACAUAGAUGAAGGCAGGACAAGUCAAGUGAAUAACGAUCAGCUGCUUCACUUACCUGCAAAGUUUCAGAGUCUGCCACCUCAGGCUGUGGAAAUUGUAGUUUGUGGAGUAAAACCCAUAGAUAACGAAGUUGAAUGGAAUCCAGAGGUGACUAAACACAUUAAUCACAAAAUUAAAGGAAAACUUCAUCACGCCAAAGUGGUGCAUACCUUGGGAAAGACGGUGUGGGUAGACCCAAUGGCUGGAGUUAGCCGUCUUCCUUCGAUAAAGACGUGGAUCAAUGAGUACAACAUUCGAUCUAAGAUUUUGUCGAUGGGUUUGGGAACCGACAAUCCUGAACAUGUAGGAGAAAUUCAGAAACUGUGCAGACACAUACCGGUCUUGGAACAUGCAGAGAGGUUGGAAAGCACAAAUGGGGACACAGCUGGUCCAGAGACGUCCAGUCCACAGGAUGCAUGGAUACAGGAAAACUGCUGAAAGCUCUAACAGUUCUGUGACUCCUCCAAGCAGUUCGGCAAAACUGAGCUGCUAUCCUCCUGCAGGAUCUGAAGACUGGUCUGAGUUCUCCGACAGUGAUACAGAUAGUGAUGAAUCACUGGGAGGAGAAAUUCCUUUCCCCUCUGAUUAGAAUUGUGAUUAUUGUUAAUUAAACAGUUGAUGGAAUUGUUGAGUUUGAUAGUUGAUGUAAUUGUGGCUUGUUUGUGUAAUUGUUAAUUUAAUACAUUACUGUCCUUAGAACCUGA
This is a messenger RNA of Hirundo rustica (Barn swallow), 2392 nucleotides long. RefSeq names its product tudor domain containing 12 (gene TDRD12). The record is from RefSeq and is a predicted model, not a curated record. Bases 171 to 2126 code for a protein of 651 amino acids. The transcript is spliced from 19 exons. Gene Ontology annotation, biological process: transposable element silencing; germ-line stem cell division. Lineage: Eukaryota; Metazoa; Chordata; Aves; Passeriformes; Hirundinidae.